Messenger RNA from Rhizophagus irregularis DAOM 181602=DAOM 197198, 435 nucleotides. Lineage: Eukaryota; Fungi; Glomeromycota; Glomeromycetes; Glomerales; Glomeraceae. The record is from RefSeq and is a predicted model, not a curated record.
UUAUGGAGUUACCCAAAUACUCUGGAACAAUUCAUCCUCAAGAAUGGUUAAAACAAGUACUAAUUUUUUGUUAUUUUAAACAAAUUAAAGAUGAUAAAGAAGUCUUAAAUAUUUGUAAAACUAUGAUAAAUUCCACCAUAAUAAUUCCUAACGUAAAUGAAAUUAAAUCUUUUGAAGAACUUAUUGAAGCUCUUAAAUUACAUUCAACCUUUAAUACUUUUAAAAUUUCAUGCAAAAGAAAAUUACAAAUGAUGAAAUUCAUUCCUGAACAACAUGAUGAUAUUGCAACAUUCCUUGCUAACUUUCAUUCACUUUGUAAUGAUGCGGAAAUUAAUGAUCAUGAAGAAAUCAUAACCCUGCUUAUUAAUUCAUAUUCAAACUACUUCUUUAAAAGUGAAUUUAUAAAAAGAGUGGAGGGUAUUAAUUCUGUAGAUG